CACGUGACCAAGAGCCGCCUAGAGCCGAAGUCCUGUUAGUCGCCUCAGACUGGGUACCAACCCCCUAUUACUCUGCAGGCGCGUGAAGGAGAAGGAAACUCGCUAGGACCAUACAGGUCUGUAGGUCUCUUCUCAAGCCUUGCAUAGAAAAGGAGCAAACGGCUUUGGUUGAAACCUUGCUGCAGGUUUGAAGGUGGGAUUCAUCCCGAACCUAAGAAGGCUCCGUCCACCUAUCACUGUGCAGGGAAUACAGCAGAAGACACGAGAAGAAAAAGGAAUUCACUUGAUUUUUGUAGAGGUUGAUUCAUCACAAGAAUCACAGCAGGCCCAAGAGAGGCUGAAGAUUACUAGCCUGCACCAUUAUUCACACAAACCCUGAAAGUUCUCUUCAAUCAGGUGAAGAGAGACCCUCUUCUUUCUGACCACAAGGCUCAUACCUCUAUAAGCAUGGGUCGGGCCCGGGAAAUGGGUUGGAUGGCAGCAGGACUGAUGAUUGGGGCUGGUGCCUGCUACUGCAUGUACAAACUGGCCAUGGGAAGAAAUGAGGGUAACGAACUGGAGGACGAGGAGGAAGAUGAAUGGGAUGAUGAGCAGGAUCUGGAUGAAGAGGAGGCAGACAUUUGGUUUGAUUUCACAGCCAUGGCUCGACCCUGGAGUGACGAUGGUGACUGGGAUGAACCUGGGGCCCCAGGUGGGACUGAGGACAGACGGUCAGGUGGUGGAAAGGCAAAUCGAGCACACCCAAUAAAACAGCGGCCAUUCCCUUAUGAACACAAAAACACAUGGGGUGUUGAAAGUUUUAAAUCCUUCAAUUAUGCUCUUGGCCCGACCAAGUAUGGUGCCAUCCAAAGGGAAAAAAUGUCCACUGAGCCCACAAGUGCUGGCUUUUCCCUUAGCCACAGUGUCAGAAGGCAUCUGGCCAGCCUCUCAGUGGUUGACAACAGGAGCCUCACCCCCCAGCCUGCUGUGGGGGAGAAGGCUUUGUGUGUCCCCGAAAUCCCAAGCACCAGUAUUGAAAAUCAGGGCCUGAUUAAGAUGUACAUCGAUGAAGUGUGUCGGGAGACGGUGUUACGUUGCUGCGAGUCAUUUCUGCAGCAGGCCGGAUUAAACCUGCUAAUAAGCAUGACAGCUAUUAAUAACAUGCUUGCCAAGUCCGUUUCAGACCUGAAGUUUCCUUUGAUACCCGAGGGAAGUGGAUGGGCAAAGGCUCAGGGUUUGGAACCGCUGAUGAGUUUGUCUGAAAAGCCAGUGGUGGCUGGGGAAGCGCUGGCUGCCCAAAUGCCAUUCUCAUCCACGUGCCUCUUUAUCAGAAGUGGGAGCAAAGAGAUGCUUGUGGAAGCCAUCUCCCCUUAAGUGGCUGUCUCAAACACAAUGACGAGACUGAACCCAUCCAGAGCCCGAGCAGUUUACUUGAGGGCAAAGAAGCUGCAGUGGGUGCCACCCAGGAUGCAGCCUUAGCCUGUCAGCUCCUCCCUGGGUGAAAGUUCCUCCCAGUCUCUCAAUGGAGGACCACAGGCUCCUUGGCUGGGCAGGGCUCCCACAGAGCUGUGGGCAACUUCUGGGUUUUGUGGUCUGCAGGCAAAGUGCACUGUAAAUUGCUGCUCCCUUGCAGCCUUCUUCAUGCAGUUAAAGGGUAAAACGAUGCCGGUGGCCGCUAGCUGGGGAUGACUAACAGAACAUCAAAUCGCAACGCCAUGAGUGCUGCUGUUGCCUGUGGUGAUCUCCCUGUCUAAGCGGGACCACUUAGCAGAAAUUACACCCAUAUGGGAGCCUUUGCCGAGCACGUGCCUGCCGCUGCUUAGGUUGAAGUAUUUCCCCUUUCCUCUUUUCUACACUAGCUGAAGGAUGGCUAGCAUGUUAAUCGAAAUGCACUCCCCUCCUGUCCAUUGUACUGACUGACCCUCUUACUCUCAACUGCCCUCCCUCCACCACCAGUGUGUAUCAUCAAUAAACUUGUGUGCUUUGAUCGGCAAGAAAAUUAAAAAGGGGCACAUGCCUCCUCUUUGAGUUUGCGCUCUGCAUAAACAGGGAGGAGACAAAAUGCACCAGAGAGUCCAGCUGUCUGGGGCCUUGCUCCCUGAGAGACGCCCUCAGCAGUGUCCACAGGAGACAGGGGCAGAAAAGAAC
Molecule: messenger RNA, 2127 nt
Organism: Acomys russatus (golden spiny mouse)
Lineage: Eukaryota; Metazoa; Chordata; Mammalia; Rodentia; Muridae
Product: protein ARMCX6-like
Exons: 4
Coding region: 448-1353 (301 amino acids)
Cellular component (GO): mitochondrion
Source: RefSeq, a predicted model, not a curated record